This is a messenger RNA of Xyrauchen texanus (razorback sucker), 1008 nucleotides long. Its product is annotated as retinitis pigmentosa 1-like 1 protein. The record is from RefSeq and is a predicted model, not a curated record. The transcript has 2 exons. Bases 1 to 1008 code for a protein of 335 amino acids. Lineage: Eukaryota; Metazoa; Chordata; Actinopteri; Cypriniformes; Catostomidae.
AUGGGGACUGGGUCAGGUGGCCUGGGAGCUGGCCACAGGGCAAUGACAGGUUCAGGGGGCCUGGGAGGCGGCCACAGGACAGGGACAGGAUCAGGAGGCCUGGGAGGCAGCCUCAGGACCACAGCCAUGGGGAACUCCGGGGUCGGAGCCGAGGUAGGCGGAGCCAUGGAAGUUUCUGGUAGCGGAGCCAUGGAGGGUGGAGCCGUGGAAGACCCAGGUGGCAGAGCCAUGGGUGGCUCAGGAGGUGGAACCGUAGAAGGCUCUGGAACGGAGCCGUGGGAGGCUCAGGAGGCGGAGCUGAGGGAGGCUCAGGAGGCGGAGCCGAGGAAGGCUCGGGACGCUAAGGAGUCAGAGCCGAGGGAGGCGGAAACAUGGAAAGCUCUGGAGGGUCAGGGGGCGGAGCCAUGGGAGGCUCAGGAGGUGGAGCCGAGGGAGGCUCAGGAGGCGGAGCCGAGGAAGGCUCGGGAGGCGGAGCCGAGGGAGGUGGAGCCACAGGAGGCUCUAGGGACGGAGCCCUGGAAGGCUCUGGAGGCGGAGUCGUGGGAGGCUCAGGAGGCGGAGCCCUGGGACGGUCGAGGCUACUGGCGCUGGCUCUGGGACGGUCGAGGCUACUGGCGCUGGCUCUGGGACGGUCGAGGCUACUGGCGCUGGCUCACUGACGUACGAGGCUACAGGCACUGGCUCACUGACGUUCGAGGCUACAGGCACUGGCUGGUUGGCCAUGGUAGGUGGAGGCUGGAGGGCAGAGGCCUUUCCUUUUCCCCUCCUCCUGUGGGCGGACGAGACUGGCAACGCUGGAUCGCUGACCAUGGCAGGCGUGGGCUCGGGCUCGCUGACCGUGGUAGGCAUGGGCUCGGGGUCGCUGACUGUGGCAGGCGUGGGCUGGGGAGCGGAAGCUUUUCUUCUCCUCCUCCUCCUCCGGGCGGACGAAGUUGGAGCGCUGGCUCAUUGAUCAAGGAAGGCGUGGGGGUUGGCUUGCUGGCAGGUGGGGCAGGCGUGAAAGGAUGA